Messenger RNA from Ramularia collo-cygni, 696 nucleotides. RefSeq names its product probable proteasome subunit beta type-9 precursor. The record is from RefSeq and is a predicted model, not a curated record. The coding region runs from base 1 to 696 and encodes 231 amino acids. The transcript is spliced from 2 exons. Lineage: Eukaryota; Fungi; Ascomycota; Dothideomycetes; Mycosphaerellales; Mycosphaerellaceae. Gene Ontology annotation, cellular component: proteasome core complex. Gene Ontology annotation, molecular function: threonine-type endopeptidase activity.
AUGAUCAACCAAACUGGAAUGCUCGGCGAAGAUGGCAUCCACAUCGACAUGAACCACCUCAAAUCCGGUGAGGUCAACCUCGGAACCUCCAUCAUGGCCAUCAACUUCAAGGACGGUGUCAUCCUCGGCGCAGACAGCAGAACUACCACCGGCGCAUACAUCGCAAACAGAGUCACGGACAAGCUCACACAAGUACACGACACCAUCUGGUGCUGUCGGUCAGGAUCAGCAGCGGACACACAGGCAGUGGCAGACAUUGUGCAGUAUCACUUGGGCAUGUACGGAAUCACCAACGACGAGCCACCCACCACACAGACCGCAGCGGCGAUCUUUCAGGAGCUAUGCUAUGACAACAAGGACUCGCUGAGCGCGGGUAUCAUCAUUGCGGGCUGGGACCACAGACAUGGCGGGCAGGUCUACUCCAUUCCGCUGGGCGGUUCCCUGCACAAGCAGGCGUAUGCCAUUGGUGGCUCGGGCUCCACAUACAUCUACGGAUACUGCGACGCGAACUGGAAGGAGGGUAUGGAUGAGGCGGAGGGGAUUGCAUUCGUCAAGGGUGCACUGCAAGAGGCGAUCAAGUGGGAUGGAAGCUCGGGCGGUGUCAUUCGCAUGGUGGUGUUGACUGCGAAGGGUGCAGUCCGACAUCUCUACCUUCCCGAUAGAGGAUACACUGGCCCAGGUACGGACAAGCCGUAG